This is a messenger RNA of Eufriesea mexicana, 2545 nucleotides long. It is a transcript of the gene kdn, whose product is annotated as citrate synthase. Gene Ontology annotation, biological process: carbohydrate metabolic process; tricarboxylic acid cycle; citrate metabolic process. Bases 109 to 1500 code for a protein of 463 amino acids. NCBI's taxonomy places the organism in Eukaryota, Metazoa, Arthropoda, Insecta, Hymenoptera, Apidae. The transcript has 4 exons. Gene Ontology annotation, cellular component: mitochondrial matrix. The record is from RefSeq and is a predicted model, not a curated record.
GAACAGAGCUAGUCGAGUUGGGCGCCAGAGCUCCGCGUGGUCAGUUGGAUAGUUGGUGUGACGGUAACAAGAAAGAGGAAGGAUCCAUAAGCCAAGAUAUAAAGAACAAUGGCACUCUUCCGUUUCACUCCCAAACGUUGUUUGGAAGUUCAGAAAAUAACAUCGACCGUAUUUGUGAGAUCAUUGAGUGAUGCCUCCACCGAUUUAAAGAAGAUUCUGGCUGAGAAAUUACCGAAGGAACAGGAACGGAUCAAGGAGUUCCGUAAACAAUUUGGAUCCACGAAAGUGGGAGAGGUCACAGUAGACAUGAUGUAUGGUGGCAUGCGUGGAAUUAAAGGACUUAUAUGGGAACCAUCAGUUCUGGAUCCUGAGGAAGGUAUUAGGUUCAGAGGAAAAUCAAUUCCAGAAUGUCAGAAAAUUUUACCCAAAGCUGAAGGUGGUGAUGAACCGCUUCCGGAAGGUUUGUUCUGGCUUUUGAUUACCGGCGAUGUUCCUACGAAAGAACAAGUACAAGCAAUUUCUCAAGAAUGGGCGUGCAGAAGUGCAUUACCUGAGCAUGUAACUAAAGCCCUGAACAAUUUCCCGAAAACUUUGCAUCCCAUGACACAAUUCUCCGCCGCCAUCACUCUUUUAAACAGCGAGAGUGAAUUCGUUAAAGCAUACACGAAAGGUGUACACAAAGGAAAAUAUUGGGAAAGCACUUACGAAGAUACAAUGAAUCUGAUUGCCAAAUUACCUGUAGUCGCAGCUACGAUAUACAGAAAUAUUUACAAGGGUGGUAAAGGCGUAGGAUCCGUUGAUCCGUGCAAAGAUUGGUCUUGGAAUUUCUCAACCAUGCUUGGAUACGAUAACCCACAAUUCAUCGAACUGAUGCGCUUAUACCUAACGAUACACUCUGACCACGAAGGUGGAAACGUAUCUGCACACACUACUCACUUAGUAGGUUCUGCAUUGUCCGACGCUUAUUUGUCCUUCGCGGCUGGUAUGAAUGGUCUAGCUGGCCCUCUUCAUGGCCUUGCAAAUCAAGAAGUGUUGAUAUGGUUAGAAAAGCUGCGCGGUGAGCUUGGAGACAGCCCUAGUGACGAAAAAAUGAAGGACUUUAUUUGGAACACACUGAAGAGCGGACAAGUCGUUCCUGGAUAUGGACAUGCUGUACUCAGAAAAACUGAUCCUAGGUAUACAUGCCAGAGAGAAUUCGCGUUGAAACACUUACCAGAUGACAAAUUAUUCAAGCUCGUUUCUCAAGUAUAUAAAGUAGUUCCUCCCAUUCUUUUGGAAACUGGUAAAGUAAAGAAUCCAUGGCCAAAUGUAGAUGCCCAUUCAGGAGUUCUGUUGCAGUACUAUGGAAUGAAAGAAAUGAAUUAUUACACCGUUCUUUUCGGAGUAUCUCGUGCCCUUGGUGUCUUAUCGUCCCUUGUUUGGGCUCGUGGUCUCGGUUUCCCAAUUGAAAGGCCCAAGUCUUUAAGUUCCGAGCUUCUGAUGAGAUGCGUUAGAGCUUAAACAUCUUUAUUUAUCAAAAAUCAAGAUCAUUGAAACCUUCUAAGUUCGUGUCACACCAUUAUCAUGACCUCAAAAAUAAAAUAAAAAACUGACCGUUUUUUAUCAUAUUAAAGAUAUUAAUACACAGAAAAGUAUAAUCUUUUCGGACCUCUUUUCAAAUUCAUUGUAAUAUGACUUUAAACCAAUCGUUUUAAUUGUUGUGCCUUCUUAGAAAGACGAGAGAUUAAAUAUUGGAACAAUAAAUAAUCGCCUCAUGUAACGAAUGUAAACUUUUUAAGAAGAGGUUUCGCAGUUUAUUAUAUUUAAAAAUUUUCUUUUACACUUAUUAAUAAUAUUUCCGUCUAUGUAUUUUCUGUUAAAAACAAAUUUCAUAAAAAUGAGAUAAGGAUUUUGCGAUAUAAAACAAAGUACGAAAAAUAUGAAUUCAUCCGAUAUACAUAAUUUUAACUGCCAUGCCCUUUUAAAAAAAACCCUAAUAUACGCAUUAACAAUAGGUAAGAUAAAUUGUAAAUAUAUUUGUCGCUUUAUGUUUAACUUAAAUGGCGACAAUUUUAGAAAUAAAAAUGAUAAAUUCAUUGUAAUAAAAGUUAGUAAAUCAUCAAGAUAUUCACUGAAAAUAGUGAACAUUUCAAAUACCGUAAAUUGAACAGACACUGCCAAAAAAAAUAUCAAAAAUUUUAGAAUAUGAUUCAAUCAUAAUAAGUAUCUUUAUUGUUCUUGUACCGAUGAAAGAACAUCGUGUGGUUAUUAAAAAUCGUUUUACCGGCAGAAAUUUGUUAAAUAUAAUUGUUCUUAGUAUAUGAAAUAGAAAAUAAAUAGGGCUAAUAAAACAUGUAAAAAUUGUUGCAGUGUUAGUGCAUCAGUUGUUGAUUUUAGAUUCUUUAAAAACAUAAAUAUAGCUCCAUUGCAUCGAGCUAUUUCGGUUAUCAUAAAUUUAAAAAAAAAAAAAAAUACCAGUGGUAGAUCCACUGUUACGAGAAUGAGUGAGUGUGUGCGAUACGUUAUUUAUAACGAACGUGAAAAUAAAAAAACCUUUUAAAAAUUA